Molecule: messenger RNA, 1863 nt
Organism: Entrophospora sp. SA101
Lineage: Eukaryota; Fungi; Glomeromycota; Glomeromycetes; Entrophosporales; Entrophosporaceae
Source: the annotation of a GenBank genome assembly
AUGAACCCUGAAACUAUUGCAAACAUUUUACUUGUUGAUUUACAUUCUUUGGAGUCUCGACUUACAGAUGGUAGUGAUAAUAAUUUAAAUAAUCCAACUUCUGGUACUCCAAAACAAUAUUUUCAAAUGAAAUAUCCACCUGAACCUUUUUUUGGCCCAGAUGGAGAUUCAAUGAUAAAAACACCUUCUGAUAUUGUUGACACUGAUCCGACACAACCAGUACCCAAGUGUACUGAUCCAUUACCAGCUAAUACUUAUCCAAUGCCAAGAUGCAUCUCUAAUAUUAUAUCUAAUUAUCGUUUAAAUCAGUUUGAUGUUGGAAAGACAAUGAGCUAUCGAUCUAAAAGACUAACUAGUCAUUUGACUACUUUUUUUGCUCAAUUUGUUAGUUAUGAUAUUAGCAGUUCUCAAAACAAUGCACAACCAAGUCAUAAAUUGCAUAUACCAUCUGAUGAUGCAACAUAUAAUUCAUAUAAUUCAGUAACAUCAUUACCAGGUCAAUUGAGUAAUUUGAAGUCAAUUCCUUUUAAUCGAUCAGAUUUUCUUCCUGCUACUACACAAACACCAAAGCGUACUGGUUACAAUAAUGCAACUCCUUUUCUAGACUUGAGUUCUAUUUAUGGUAUUACUAAUGAAAAUGCAAAAAAUCUUCGUGAGGGUAAUAAAGGAAAAUUAAAGACUAGUGGAAAUAUAAAUGACCCUUACCCAUUUAAGGAUCCAACAACAGGAAAUUAUAUUGUUGGUGCUAGUUCUGCACGAUCAAAUAAUAUUUUUAUAAUGGCUAUUCACACUAUUUGGUUGCGUGAACAUAAUAGAUUAUGUGAUGAACUUUAUGAAAAAAAUGGUGAUGCAUGGACUGAUGAUCAAUAUUUUGAAGAGGCUAGGAAAUGGAAUAUUGCAUUUUACCAAAGAGUUGUUACAGAAGAAUAUCUUGGAGUUGUACUGGGUAAACCACUGCCACCAUAUCAAAAAUAUGAUCCAAAUCUAACUCCAGGAAUUGAUGUUUUUUUUGCAACAAUAACAUUCAGAUAUGGUCAUAAAUAUCAAGAGGUUUUUGAAAAUUUAAUUACAUUGAAAGAGGAAAAAAUGAUUUGGAGAUGUUCCAAAGUAUCUAAUUCUUGGAUAAGUAAAUAUUUAUUAAAGCAGAAGCAAUUUCCACCACAAAUUGCAGUUGCUGUUCAAAAAACUUACAACAAUGGUAAAAAAUUUCUUAGGAAACAUGUUUAUUGCAGUGGUUUUAGAGUAAAAAAUCAAAAAACUUCAUUCUAUUUUGAUAUCUGCAGAAUGGAUCUGUUAAGUCAAAAAAACACCAUUACUAUUAGACAAUCCGGAGAUAUCAGAAAAGAAGCAUUAAAAGAUAUUAGGCCAUACAUAAGAUUUACUGGAAACAGGCAAAAUGUUCCUUCAGCGAGUGCUUUUAGAACUAUAAAGUCUGAAUCUAAUCCAUUAAAAGACCAUAAUUUGCUUGAAAAAAUGCAUGUCACAAUUAUGGAAGUAAAUCAAGCAGAGAAAGAUGAUUAUGUUAAAAAAAAUGGAAUGGAUUCAUUAAACAAAAGAAAAUUAUUAGGAUAUAUUCAGGAUCCAGUCCAGACAGAACCAUUGUCAAUAGUGUUUUAUAAUAAAGCAUCUCUUAAAUACUAUCAUCUUUAUGCUUCAAGAAACCCUGGUAUUUUCAUUGAUUAUACAGGACAGCUCAUCAAGCCUGUACCUCCAUAUUUAUGUGCCAAAUAUCAAGACAAUCAAAAUGAUUAUAAAAAAAUACUAAAUGCACUUAUAACAAUGCCAUCAGGAAGUGGACCCAAUGCACCACCAAUAGAUAUUUUAGAAUUAGUUGCCAAUGAUCUUACUGCAAGCAAUUUGUGA